Messenger RNA from Symbiodinium necroappetens, 714 nucleotides. Lineage: Eukaryota; Dinophyceae; Suessiales; Symbiodiniaceae. The record is from the annotation of a GenBank genome assembly.
AUGGCGCGCCUUGCUGCUGUUGCCGUCUGGAGUUGUCUCCUGCUUCUUCCCGUCGUGAAAGGGACGGAGCUUGACGGCUGUGAGGCGGACGGCUGCGAGGCCGAUGUGUCUUCUGCUCUCCAGCUGGGCCGAGGGCGGGAUGAGGAUGACCCGGAACCAGCAGAGGAUCCGCAUCCGGAACAGGAGCCGGAAUACGAUCCGGAGCUUGAUGCAGAGGAGUGUGAGCAUGUGUGCUGUUACUCAAGAUUCAAAGCUCCAGAGUCUCUCUGUGGCUGUCUUGCUGCUCAGUCGAUUUCCUGCAAUUACUGUUCCAGGCCGUACAUUGCCACUCCAGAAGAAUACCAGGUGCCGCAUGCUGGCAGCUUCAACAUCUCGAUCCCUGUUGAGGAGACAACACUAGCCAACAUUUCGAAGUUCGAGGUGGGCUUGGGCCUGGCUGGCUUCCGCGUGGGAACUCUUGGAGUCACUUUGCUUGGGCCAGCUUCGCAGAGUCUUGGGCUCAAGGAACCGGAGAUGGAGCCCGAGAGCCAGACAUCCCAGGUGCACUGGAUCUUCACUGAUAGAUCCUGCAGUGAUUGCAUGGAGCCCACCGACAGCUUUUCGCAGCUACAGGGGGAAGAUGCCAAGGGCACCUGGACUUUGAUCAUCGAGACAGACCCAGAGGUUGCGAAUGGUUUGGUGACAUGGGUGGAGCUGAGCAUCACUUCAUGUUAG